UUGGCAACUGCGCAACGAGUCAGAUUCGGGAGAGUAACUGAGGGAAGGCGACGGGGGACGGCGAUUUUCGUGGAAAUUUUGUGAAAUUUCAUUCCGAUUGAGCGCAGAGGUGUCUGCAUACGUAUCGGUGGUUGCAGCAGUUGUCGCUCGGCGGUCGAGCUUACGUGAGGUCAAGUGCACGUGCCAGCAGCAGUCGCAACAACAGAAACGUUGUGUGUGUGUCAUCGGUGACUGAAGCGGAUUAAUAUGCUGGCGGCCCGGAGUCAGCGUUCAGAAGAUGGCGUCCGAGUCGUCCCGACAGCAGCGCAAGAGGCUGUGUAGGUUCCAGGCGUACUGGAUCGACACGCAGGACAGCGAGUUCGCAAGCUGGUUGUCGCCGGACGCCGCCGGAAACCCGCACAAGGCGUACUGCUCGCUGUGCAACAAGACGUUCAACAUCGGCCACGGCGGCCUCAACGACGUCAAAUUGCAUUGCAAGGGCAAAAAGCACUUCGAACUCUACUGCAAACACCGCGCCGCCCUCGGCUUGCACCAGCCCUGUGCACCUAAGCCGGCCGACACCGAGUGUGCUGAUCGGCUCACCAGCGAGUGCAGCCUGCCCGAUUUCCUUAGCGUCGAGACUGAACUGAGCGAGGGCGGCGCCGAAAUCGAGCUGCACGUCGACACCGAUGACACCGAAGACGACGACGACCAAACCUCAGCUCUGAACUGCGAGAUCAAGGCCAAGGAGGAGGAAGAGACGGAGGACGAGGAAGAGGUGAGACAACUGGACCCUGAAACAGUGCCACCCCCGCAGCCGAAACGGCUGCCAUUGCUGCUACCAAAACCGUCGCCCAAGGCAAUGGAUGCGACAUCUGUAGCCAGUGGCCAGGCAAAGAUGGCCAGCAUGGCACCCAACGCAGACCCACAGCAGUAUUGUCUGCGGUGGAAGUACCACCACAACAACCUGCAAGUUAUGUUCUCACAGCUGCUCGAGAGGGAGAGCUUCUGUGAUGUCACCCUUGCCUGCGAGGGAAAACUCCUCAGAGCCCACAAAGUGGUUCUCUCAGCAUGUUCAACAUAUUUUGACCAGAUCUUCACGCAGCAUGACUCGAAAAACCCGAUUGUGAUAUUGAAAGAUGUCAAAUACGAAGACAUCAAAGCACUUGUAGAAUUUAUGUACCGCGGAGAAAUCAACAUUGAGCAGUCUCAUUUAGCGUCGCUCUUAAAAACAGCUGAGGAGCUGAAGGUCAAAGGGCUUGCAGAGGUUUCGUGGAGGACAGACGAGGCGGCCGCGGCAGCCACAAGCGCCGCGCGGAUCGACGAAGAUGAAGACCCAAGCAGCAAACGCCGCCGCAUGGCCUCUUCGCCAGCAUUCCGGCCCAGAGUGACUAAUGUCAUGGGUGGCAUGGCCAGCAUCCCCAAGCAUGGCGCGGCUAACUUCCUAAACAUCUCCAUGCAAAAUGAUGAUAAUGGUACAGCGAUGGCAGAGAACUAUGGAUCUGACUAUGAGAACGAUCAGAAUGAUGGAAUGGACCCAGAGGACUCCAUGCAGAGCAAUGGUUCCUACAGGGGCUGCGUUGAUAUGGUUGGUGGCGCCAACGUUCAAAACGACAAACGUGCCUCGCCUGUGCUUGAUGAGCGGACGCGAGAGCUGUUCAAAAACGUGCCCAAGAUGAAUGACUACCUGGUGACGGGCCGCCGACAGCAGUUCUGGGAGGAGCCGUUCAUGCGGCGUCUGAUGGACGCGAUCAAGAACAAAGAGGUCGAGAUGAAGCUGGUGGCGGAGAUGCUAGGUGUGUCGUACGGAACGCUAUACGGCCGCUACCGGGACACGCACGGCUGCCUCAAACAUCCUUACCGAAUGCGCGACUUCUGGAAUGAACCCGGCCCCUCGGAUGUGAUCCAAAAGCUGAAGAACAAGGAGGUGACGCUCAACGAGGCCGCAGACAUGCUCAACGUCUCGAUGAACACGCUGACAAGUUACGUAGCAUCAAUGCCGACCGCCUUCAUGGGUCGGCCGGACGCGGCGGGCGAGUCAUCGGCCACGGCGGCCGUGUUCGCGGCCGCCCGGCUGCCGCCAGACAUCACCGUGGCGGCCACCGCGCAGAAGGCCAUCAAGGAGGAGCACCUUUACCACCAACAACACCAGCAGCAACACCAGCAGCUCAACGGCUGUAACAUGUCCAGCAUGGGCCCUGAUGAGGAUGAUGAUGACGAUGACGAUGAGGACAUAGUCCUUCCGCAGCAGCUUCUUCAGCUACAGCACCAGCAGCAUUGACGCUGGCCCCACUGAAGCGCCUGCCCGCCGCCCGCCGGACGGACAACCGGACAAUCUACCCUGCCGCCUAGUUUGGGCCAUGUUCGCCCAGCGCACUUGACCGACGAGUGCGCGCGGAACAUUGGUGUGCGGCAUCUUCCGUUUUGAAUCCGCCGCCAUCUCAUCGUCCUCUUUAUUUAUUCCAUUUGAGCCCCGGUUCAGCUCUCUACCCUUUCAUACGAAUAAACGUCCCUCCCUUGCCAUUGACCCUCCCUGAAACGAAAAGUGCAGCUUCGACGAACAGCUCAACUGGCAACAACUGUCCGAGGCUGAGAAUAAAUAGUGAUAGAAAGAAUUUUUGAUUGACUUUCACCGUUUUCACGGUACAUUGCUUAGCCAGGCAGGGACGCUCGUUACGGCCAUGUGAUUGGGAAUUAACCCAAAAUUGCUAAUCAUGCUCUGAAAAGUACUGAGAAUGAACCAAGAAUUUUAAAAUUCUGUGAUCCGUCAUUUAUACAUGAUGUAUGAGGUAUCAAAAUACAUUUUUUUAGUUAACCUUCUCUUUUGGGUCCUGUUCGUUUUCAGUGGUUAAAUUCAACCCUCGAUUUCAUGGCCGUGAUCAGCCCGUGAUAUUUUACACACUUAAGACUGACAGAACUGACGAUGACAAGCAACCUUUUAAUUGGCUUGCGAUCAGUUUCUCGCAUUGAUGGAACUUUCUUGCUUGAAUUGGGGAGUAGCUGCUGGGUGGAUUUCAACUCGUAACGGGUCUUUAUCCACCGGGCAAAUGAACGAAGGUUACUUAAAAUACCGCUUAAGCCAUUGAGCGGUCAUUCGAAGCUCAGGAAUCGGUGCAGUUGAACUUGCUAGAAGUGCUACACUUUAUCAAUACCUUCAUCCUCCUCUAAAAAGUUGUUGCCCGUUGUGCCAAUUUUGAGACUGCACUUGGUGGGUGGCGCAAAACGGUGAACUCCGCUGCUUGCUGGUGAUCAUAUCACUUUUUGUUAAACGCGAUAGUUUUUAAGUUAGCUGUAGUUUUGAUUUAGGUAUGGGUGUAGUGCAGAAGGAGAUAAAAAACGCCUACGCAAACUGGUUGUUUAAAACUUAGAAGUUCCUGCCGCUACAAUACGGUCUCAACGUGUGUGUAUCUCCUCGGUGUAACAUUAAAUAGCUCUAGCUGAAAGUUGGAAGAAACAAGUAUUCUUUUGUACGUGCAUUGCUAUGAAAUAGGCUGGCUAAACAUUUUUUGAUAAUAAGGUAUUGAGGUGCUAGAGAAAGAGAAUAUAAUGGAUUGUAUUUUUUAAAAUGAGAGAAAAUAACAUGGCAAUCUUUGUGGAUGAGAUAAAGUCCCCAGAAUAUGGGGUAUAAGAGACCCAAAUAUUUUGCUUGCUGAUUAAUCAUGCCAGCCAGUCCCGCGGCGCUGCUACUGUCCCUAUUGUCCGCGAGCAGUCUGUAUUUAAUUUAUUUGCUGGUAGUACGCAAAAUACUGAUUUAUGAUAGUGGCGUCAGCGCGCCAAAGGUCCUUUUUGUACACUGGAAUCUUUGCAAGAGAACUCAGGAUCACGAUUUGAUUUAAUCAGCUUUGCAUUUUAUGUUUCCUCUUAAUGUGCAACGAUAUGACUUUUAAGUAGUAGUAAAUACUACACAGUUAACUCUCACUUUCACACACCCAUUUUGUAUACAAACCGACCCAUUAAAACCGAAAUGGAACGAGGGGAUUUAUUAAUUUUCCCCACCUCCGAAAAGCAUCACGUGCGCGGCCGAGCAGCUUGCAUUCCCCACGUUUUUCGUAUGAAUAAAUUCCCAAAUUUGAAACAAUCAUGGCUGCCGGCCGCUGUUAUACUGCCGUGUACAUUUACACAUACGACGCAAACGGCACAUCGGUCACUUAUAACGAUUGAUUGGUUAUUUUAGGGGACACUUUAAUCAUAAUCAUAAAACAUAAAUUACGCGGUAAACUCGUCGAUAAAAUAAUUAUCUCAGAUCCUGCUGAGUUGGAUGUUUAGUUGAGAGAUCUCUUUCCUUGAACACUCUUGAAUAGGAUAUUUUGAUGAUAAAUUUGUCAAGAUUAAUCACCGCGGUCAUUAUUUAGCAGCUGGAUCGUGUGGAUGUCAGAACGCAGUAUUAGGCAUGUAGAGCUGUACGUUUCCUCUGGUGAUAAAAAAGUGUAAUGACGUGUAUACAAAUAACUAAGCGAAAGAGAGACACGAAGAAGGGUCCGUGCAACGCAACGCACGUACUGUUAGUGUAAAGAAAUAUUUUUCAACGGUGCCCCUGUAAACUGAAAAAGAUCAGAGAAACCUGAAAGCAGCGAAAUCUUCUGAGUAAUAAACUUAAAAGUCGUUGUGUAAGCUUAGGGCGCGAAAACUGGAUUUCUAAUAUGCGGAUACAUAUGAAUAUAUACAUAUAUAACUAUGAUAGAACAUACAAUAAUUAUACGAGAGUGAAAAGAGUGGUGCGCGGUGCUGAGUGCGGGAGCCGCGAGCUGGGGACACGCUUUGUUGGACUGGGAAGAAAUUUGCGAACGUAACGUUGUUGUUAGCAGAGACAAGAUUUUUAUAUAAUCUAUUAUGCAUUAUGCGCAGGCGAUGCGGCGAUACUACUCGGUAUAAUAUUUAAAAUAAAUAAAAAAUCAGAGAAAUACACAAAAAGGAUCUAAGAAUACUACAAAAAAAAACACGUUUGCAUGUGUAUAAUUAAUAACUAGACUAGAGGGAUCAAGGCGGAUUUACAGAAAAAGAACAAUAUCCUAGCUGAACUGAAAAUCAAAUUUCGGUUGCACACAACACACUCACACUCACUGAUACACACGCGCAUGCCUUCUUAUUUUCCAAUAAACUACUUGUAUGUGGCAUAAGAUGUAAACGGUCUGAUGAAGCAUAAUUAUUUUCGGUAGUGUUCAACCGAUUAUUUACGUAGAAACACUCUGUGUAAUUUAUUUUUUACCUUAAGUUUAAUGAUUAAGAAGCAGCUCUUUCUUUAUUACAUGUAUUUCGAUUAUUUAGCAAACUGAAGUAAAUUAAAAACAAAUCAACUUAAAAA
Molecule: messenger RNA, 5281 nt
Organism: Cloeon dipterum
Lineage: Eukaryota; Metazoa; Arthropoda; Insecta; Ephemeroptera; Baetidae
Product: zinc finger and BTB domain-containing protein 24-like
Exons: 8
Coding region: 278-2260 (660 amino acids)
Biological process (GO): regulation of transcription by RNA polymerase II
Cellular component (GO): nucleus
Molecular function (GO): protein binding
Source: RefSeq, a predicted model, not a curated record